This is a messenger RNA of Nakaseomyces glabratus, 3885 nucleotides long. RefSeq names its product formin BNR1 (gene BNR1). Gene Ontology annotation, biological process: actin filament bundle assembly; barbed-end actin filament capping; mitotic actomyosin contractile ring assembly. Lineage: Eukaryota; Fungi; Ascomycota; Saccharomycetes; Saccharomycetales; Saccharomycetaceae. Gene Ontology annotation, cellular component: cellular bud neck; mating projection tip; cell division site. Gene Ontology annotation, molecular function: small GTPase binding; actin binding. The record is from RefSeq and is a predicted model, not a curated record.
AUGCCUGCUGAUGGCGAGGCUGUUGACCGGCUGUUCGAGGAGUUGAUCCGGGAUGGCGGGUACUACUGGGGGGAGGAGCUUGUGGACGAGCUGCGACGCGGGCCGUGCUCGAAGCGGUGGGAGUUCAUAUGCAAAGUGCAUGGUCUUGAGACUAGCCAUCAGGGAGCGGGUAAAUCUAGUGAUAAUGUUGGUGGGACGUUGAAUGGGCCAGUGGAUGCGGGUGGCCAGGCGGAGGCAGAUGAAGAGAUCAGCGGGAUAUUGCAGAAGCUUGAGAGCGUUAAAGACACAGUGCUGGCGAGUGAGUCUGGUGGAGAAACAGUGCUGCGGUUUCUGUACAAUUUAGAGAAACUACUGCGACAGAGCAGGCUUCGAGAGGUGUUCGUAUAUUACGAUUAUGUUACCGCUCUUCUCGAGCCACUAGUGACAGUGAUCCUAGACCUUGAGCAGAUGCACGGUCACAAUUCGAAGUUCUUGUAUAUCCAUCUGCGGUGUAUCAAGACCAUAAUGAACUCCAGUGAAGGGCGGCUGCUUGUGUUGAAGAACGAUGUGCUGGUCACUUACUUGCGCGACAUAGUCACCACUGAUUUGGAAUUUAGUAUAAACUUCGUGAAGAACAAGUGCCAGGCUAUGGAAGUCUUAUUGCUUUUGUCCUAUUUGGAUAUGGAUCGUGGCUUUCAAGUUAUAUAUGAGACAUUUGAACCUUACAUGGAUGAAUGGAUGGAUUCAACUUUAUGUAAUUGCGACGAGUUGCAACAUUACGAGUCCAGUUCCUCGCUGAUAAACCCUACUAAAAUUCUGGUUGAAUAUUGUACCUUAUUCAUGUUCAUGGUUAAUUCCAUUAUUGAAGGAUACCAAUCUUUUGAAAAGAAAUCUGCGAUCAUCGCGAGUUUCGAAAAUGUGGAGAAGUUUACACCACUUAUUACAUUGAUAGAAAACCUUGAUGAUGAAAAUACAUCCACCCAGAUAAAGAAAUACAGAGAUGUGAAGCUGGAAAUAAUGACUAGAAACUCUUGUGUUCCUUCGAUCUUGGAAGAUGUUUCGUACUCACAGGUAUUAACUGAUCUAGUUAUACAAACAAAGAACACUGCGCUUGAAUCUGGUUUAGGAAAUUUAUUCACACUGGUAUUCCAAGUUAUUCACACGAAAAAACUUAAUGAAUGUAUCAAAUUUCUGAAAUUGAUAGCGUUAUUGGUACCGUAUUUGAAUAAAGUUCUCACUGUAGAAGAUUCAUUGGAAAACCCUGACUAUUUUUUCAAAGAUGCAAUCACAACUCUUGUAGAUAAUUUACAAAGUGAGGAUCUAACUAGAAGAGCUAUGGUGGAGAUAAAGACGUUGGAAAAAAAUAUCACGGAAUUGAACUCUCAUAUUGCAGAGCUUGAAAAUGAGGCCCAUAUGGAUAAAAGGACCAUAAUACAGCAACUAAAACAAGCAGAGCAUAUGCUGGAGGAAAAAACUAUAGAGAAUGAAUCAUCCAUUAGAUUAAUCAAUCAGCUCAAAGGCCAGUUAAGAGAAAAACAGAAAAAAUAUGAUCAAUUACUGGUACAUCAGCGAAUGGCUCCAAAAGAUACCAGAAGCAUCAGUGGAGGAAAGAUAUUUGAAAAUGUUAAUUCAGGUAAAGUUAAUCAAAGAUCCUUUUCGACAUCAAGUGCAAAGAUGAUAUAUAAAAGUAAAGGUUUCCGAUCCUUAGUGUCUGUUGUGCAGUCAAAUGAGGACUUCCAUAAUCAAAAAGAGAACAUUAGUGGGUACAAACCAGGACUUAAUAUGGUCUAUAAUGAGAAUGGUAAAGGAUCUUCUUUAACUACAUUUGACACUGGAAAAGGAUAUCCUCAAAACGUGUUCAAUACAGGUAUAAAAUCUCAGCAAGGUGAUGUCAAGCAUGGACAGUAUUUAUUAAAAAGUGCCCAAUAUAGCAGUGACAUCUCUUCAGACAUUGCGAAGCAAGAAUUUAACGGGGCAGCUAGUAAUGGAAAGCCAUAUAUUUUACCACAGAAUAGUGUAAUGACUCUUAAUAUGAAUACGUCUGUUGAUUCAGUUGUCUCUACUGAAUUCGAUCAACCAUCAAUACAACCUGAACACGGAAAUGUUCAAAUAGCAGGUCUUCCACCUCCACCUGUUCCUCCAUUUUUGAAAUUAGGUGGGGGUUCCAAACUGUCUGUUACUAGUAGCAAUGAUGAUAAAGAUGGUCCAACAAUUCCUGAUAGUCCUAUAAUGGAGUUCCCUGGUAUUUUGACUAAUAUUGAUAUCAAAAAAAAUGAAGAUGCUUCAACGAAAAUUGGAGUCACGAAUGACAAUCUGCCACCUCCACCUCCCCCACCUCCAUUACCGCCAAAUUUGACAAAAAAUAAAGCCUCAGCAGAUACUAGUGAUGAAGCAAGUGGUGAUGUGGUGGUUGCUCCACCACCACCACCACCCCUUCCCUCAAAUUUUAAUGUUCCAUCCAGUACUCCAAAAUCUACUAUUCGUUUGAAGCAAAUUCAUUGGGAAAAGGUUGAUGAUGUAGGAGGAACGUUGUGGGAGGAUGUCUCAGGAAUACCGCUCGAUCAUUUGAAGGAUGAAGGUGUAUUUUCUCAAAUUGAAAAGUACUUUAAGAUCCUUGAGCCUGUAAAGAAAACCAAAGUCCUUGCUGAAAAUGAGAACAAACCCACAAAAAUAAGUUUUCUGACUCGUGAUAUCGCCCAGCAAUUUGGAAUUAAUCUUCAUAUGUAUUCCCAAUUGUCUGUUGAAGAGUUUGUGACAAAAGUGUUAAAGUGUGAAGAUGAUCUUAUCCAAAAUGUUAGUGUAUUGGGAUUUUUUACCAAGGAAGAUUUAACCCAAAUUCCAAGUGGUUUAGAGAGGAAAUUUGCUCCUUAUAGUACUAACUAUCUCACAGAUGAUUCACCAGAGAAGGAUCCACGAGAACUAGAACGUGCAGAUCAUAUUUAUUUAGAGCUUUUCUACAACCUUAGAUCUUAUUGGUCUGCAAGAUCUCAUUGUUUGCUUGUUUUAACCACCUAUGAAAGAGACUAUUUCGAUUUGAUGUACAAACUAGAAAAGAUAGAUGAAGCAAUUCAACGAUUAUACGAUUCAACACGUAUAAAGAAGCUUUUAUUGAUUAUUAGAGAAAUUGGGAAUUACAUGAACAAAGGAAGUGUAACUGGUAUCAAAUUAAAUUCCUUACCUAAGUUAUCCUUUGUGAAGUCGAGUAGUGAGAAAAAUAUCUCCUUUCUACAUUUUGUCGAAAGGGUAGUUAGGGAGAGUUUUCCUGAUGUUUAUACCUUCACUGAAGACAUAGCAAAGGUGGAAGAUUUAGGGAAAGUUACGUUGGAACAUGUUGAACUCGAAUGUGAAGAAUUUGCGGAGAAAGUAGGCUCUGUAGUGUAUUCUUUGACUCAGGGUAAAUUAUCGGAUCCCACUAAGCUUCAUCCUAAGGAUGCGAUAUUCACUAAAAUGAGGUACAAGAUUAAUAGAGCCAAAUCGAAGAGUGAGCUCUUGAUUAAUCAACAUGAGUUGACUAAGCGUAGUUUGAAUAGAUUGAUGAAAUACUAUGGUGAAGAACCCAUGGACAAAGAAAGUAAAAAUAAUUUCUUCAACUAUUUUGUUGAAUUUGCGAUGGUUUUUAAAAAAUGUGCAAAGGAGAAUAUAGAAAGGGAAGAAGUAACUAGACUUUACGAACAAAGAAAGCAUUUGCUUGAACAGAGAAAUAAGAAAAUCGAAGAGCAAGAGCAUUCCGAUGAUGAAAUCAACGCAGUUGAUGAUUUAAUAACAAAGCUGCGUGAUGCAAAAAAACAACACCCUGCUCCGUUAAGGCGUCGCCGUAGUACUAAGGCUGUCUUAAAUGAAAAGAGAGCUGGGGAACCAUUAUUAGAGAGAACUCAAGCACUAUUGAGUGAUAUACAAAAUAUCUAG